Messenger RNA from Cetraspora pellucida, 12966 nucleotides. The record is from the annotation of a GenBank genome assembly. Lineage: Eukaryota; Fungi; Glomeromycota; Glomeromycetes; Diversisporales; Gigasporaceae.
AUGGAUACGAUUUUUCAUGCUAAUUUACCAUUUGAUAUAGAUUCGUGCCAAAAACUUGUAGUUAGAGUAUGUUAUGAAGAUAGCGAAGCUUCAAGCAAUUGGUUAUCAUUUGAAGUAUGGCUUCGUCGGAUUCCCAAUUCCACUCUUUGGGUAUCUGAUUCUGUGCGCAUUCCAGUAAACCUAGAUAUUGAAUAUGAAUAUUGUCAAUUUGUAUCAGAAUCAGAAUUUGGUUAUUCUCCCAAUAUAAAAACAAACCGUCGUGGAAAUCUUUACGAUAGACUCAACAUAUUUAAAAGAAAUCACACUUCAAAUGAAAAAGACUAUACAUUUGUUGAUUACAUUUACAUGUCUAUCAAAUCUCCUGACGAUUUGAAAAGUGGAAUCAUGGAUUAUAAGUACAUAUUAAAGAAAUACAGUACAGAAUAUACAAAAAUUACCGAUUUCAUUACCCAGUGUUUAGAAACGAGCAGAACAAAAGAACAAACAUUAUUUUUGUGUGUUCUUCUUGGUUGUUACAUAGACAAACCAAGCUUUUGGUUUUGUAAAGCUAGUCUUCCUGAUGGAUUUCCAUCCCACAUCAUGAUAGAAGAAUUUAAAAACGUCUGUGAUAAUUCUAGCCCCAUGCCUUCAGAUGCAAAACUUGUGGUAAAGGCCAUUAAUGCUUUGGUCCAAUAUAAUUCUAAACACCGUUUACCAAAUUGGAUCACAAUGUUUGCACUUGCACCUAAGUUUGAUGCGUCAUACUCAUUUAUUGAUUCAAUAGAAGUGUAUGACUAUAAAGAGACACCCGAACACUUCAUAAAAUUGGUGAAAGAAGUAAAGCUAAACAUUAAUGGUCUCAAGAAUGCUAAUGAAUUGAAUACAAUUAUAGAUAUGCUUACUAAAGUGUCGUAUGAUGCGAAAUGCCUUGUACUUUUGUGGGAACACUUUAAAGAAUUGGAGAAUGACAGUAAUUUUCUGAGUAAAAUUCGUAGUAAUUUUCCGAGUAAAAUUCGUAGUAAACUUUGGGAAUUGAUCAAGAGAAAAGAAUCAGAUUGGAAUGAUGAGAACAUUGACUCACUCCAUAAACUUCUUAAAGAUUCUGGUUUGAAAUGGCAACAUAAAGAUUAUGCUAACAUACUCGAAUCAAUCGUUGGGUCUGAUCAAGUAAAUGUAUUGGAAUCUUUUCCUGAAAUUUUUGAAUAUAUCUCAGGUUUAAAGUUAUAUGCAAUUAAAAGAAAACUCGAACAAGAGUCAAAAAAAUGGUUUUUAAAGAUAUAUAACCAAAAAAAACCGGUUUCAAAAGUUCAAGAAAGUUCGGCUUACAACGUCUUCUGUCAUCUUUCAACGAUGUAUUCUACUUCGAUAUUUGGUGGUCGAGAAAUUUUAAAAAAUUUGAUGAAUCGUGACAUUAAUAGGUUAUUGUCCGAUGAAUCUGUAUUCGCCAUUACAUCACAUGUCGAUGUAUUUCAUCAAGAUAUAAUAACUUAUGUUAUAUCUUUGGUGAAGGAAAGACUUAGGCCUCUUGUUCAAGAUCCUGAUGAGCGCCUUUUGGAAAAGAUUAUGCAAAUUUGUGAUAGCAAAUCGAAUUUGAAUGUUCGAAGUUGUUCUUGUGAAGAAAUUUUAUGUUUUAUACUUAGUCACUUACAACAGGCGAAAAACAGUAAAUUUCCUGACACAGACUCCACAGAGUCUUUUCAACUUUCAUUGUUUCAAUUUGCGAAAUUUUGGACAACCAUAUUUAGGGCAGAAGGUCACACACAAAAGCUGCGUUCUCAUUCAUAUUUUAAAGAAGUACAUGAAAUAGUGAUUCGUAUAGCCACGAACAUUAAAAAUAAUACCAUCACAAUAAGAUUAUUUCAAAAAAUAUUUAUUUCCUUCGUUAAUAACGACAAAAUUCUCAAGGAUUAUAUUAAUUCCGCCAUAGAAAAUUGUCCAGAACACGUUGUAAUUACAGAUGAAGAUAUAGAAAAAAGUCGCAAUCAGUGUCAUAAAUAUAAUUUAACUCUGGAACGUCUCCAAAAAUUUUAUGAGCGAUUCUGCCCUUCUCAAUUAGUAUCAGACGUGCAACUAUAUUUUAAUGAUUUAUCAGAAAGAUCAAUUGAUAUCACACUCAAGGAAUCGUACACCGAAGUUCACUGGUCAAUGCAUUCUGUGUCUAUUGAAAUUAUGAAAGAUUAUUAUGACCUUGUUAGCUCACAAACCUUCUACAACGUCUUUCAAAUUUUGUUGGAGCAAAAGUCAGCAAUUGAAAUUAUGGGAAAUCCUCAUUAUUAUAUUAGUAAACGAAUCAUUCAGACCUUGGUGGGGCAGAAGUUAACAGUUAGACAGUUAAUAAACAGAAUUAUUAGGAAGGCCAUUACAAAUUAUAAGAUUAUAUGCGAAGCGUAUGAUAAAUGGGAAGAAGUUAAAUGCGCUGUUGCAGAUGAAUUCUGGAAAAAUGUCAAUGAGGAGCACGUUGAUGAUGAAAUUAAUGUUAUGAUACCUUAUUUUUAUAAGCUCAAGUCGAAUAGCAAUCCUGAUAACGUAUCAGGAACAACAACAUACAAUGCUCAGGGAUUGAUCAGUUCGGUGAAACUUUUAGUUAAUAUCUCAUCAACACUGGAAAGACUACGUCAACUUGUGAUCGUGAUUAAAAGAUUAGAUAUUAUUCCACAUGAUCAAGAUUUUUGGGUUGAAGAACUAAUAAAUAAGUUAGAAGAUAAGGAAUUACUACUUGGCCAGCUAUGCGAAAUUUUUGAUCGACUUAAUGAAAUUGAAAAAAUGAUAAAUUAUGAUUGGUCGACAAUUAAAGAAAUCUCUUCCACUAUAGAUUUUGUUGUUUUUCUUAAAUCACUCGUAGGACAUGAUCUUAAACAUUUAAUUAAUGGCGUAGAUGAUCAUUCAGACGAGCGCUUGAUCAAAGAAAAUAUUGUCCAAAAAUUUAUUCAAGUAAAACAGAUCUUGGAGCCUUUAAUAGAGGAAAGAAACAAUGAGCAUUCCGCGGUGCAAGAAUUCUUGCAAAUUCUACUUAAUAUCGUAAACAUGAAUCCAUCUCUGAUUUCUGCACUAAGACUGUGUAAUGCAAAUGCCCAAGCAUUAAAGAUUAUAUACAGAAAUAUUUCGAAUCGUGGUGAAAUGACAAAAGAAAAGAUUUUUUAUUCAGUGACAAAAGGAGUAUAUUUAUUUAAGAGAAUGGAAGAUGAUGAGAGUAAAUAUACAGCAACGUUAUCGUAUUCUUCUGACAUUUUACGAGACAGUAUUGCAAAUUAUACCUUUGAUGACCUUCAGUCUUUACGUAGUCGUGCCUUAUUAAUCAUCAACACAAAGGCUUUUACUAACGAGAAAACUUCGGAUGAUAAAAGUGUUAAAACUAACGAAAUCACAUCAGCUCACAUGAAUGAAUUUGUCAUCAGAGUUGAUCUCGCACAAGAAAUAAUUGAUGUUGCUUCAUCGCUAAAAGAACUUGGGCAUUUUAAAUACCGUGAUUUUCAAACAUCUACACAUACUACUCAAGAUAUGGAAAUCUUGUUAAAGAUUUUGCUUGAUGAUUUACAAAACUGGGAAACAAAUUUUAAUAAAGCACAGCAAAACCACUAUUAUUUGACCUUUUUUUUAGGUCAACAUAUUUUAAAUUUUUAUGAUUAUUUUUCAUGCAAUGAAAAUAUUGCAACUACUCGGUCUAAUAUCAAGGAAAGAUGUUCGAUGCUCUUGAGAUAUGUCAAUGGUAAAGCAAAAUUACCAAACAUCGACUCUGAUAUCCUUAAAAUCUCUCUUGAAUCUAAAAAUUAUUAUGCUAUACUUUGUAAGAUUGAUACCAUAUUACAUGAAAUAUUCAGUCAAAUCCAUAUCAUGCAACGCCAAAUGACGGCUAUUGUUGAACAUGACACAGCCUAUAUGGUUCAUCGAGGGAAUCUUUUUGUCGCGAAGUGUAAUGAUAAAUUUCGAUAUCAAUUGGUAUCAAACUUACGUUCUUUAUGUCAACGAGAAAAACAAUUUUACCUAGCCUUGAUUUGCUGUCUCGAAAAUAGUAUACAUCAUCAUAUACUCGAUCAAUUUUCAGAAAAUAUACACGCGAUCCAAGGUUUUGAUGCAAAUUACAUGCACAAUAUUUACAAAGAAUUGUGUCCUAAUGUAUUGGUAGUUUCUUCUGAUUUAUCUGGACAAGGAAAGACUAAAUGGAUUGAAGAGCAAAAUCUCAUUCGUGGGUCGACCCCCCGAAAAUUUUUAAUAAGUGAUGGAAUGACAGUUGGAAUGAUCAUACGUACUUUAUCAGAAAUCAGAUUAAAAAGUGACGAAAUUUUACAUUUAAAUAUCAUGCUAAUAGACAAUCAUUAUGAUUUAAACAUGUUUCUAUUCGAAUUGCUUUCAUUUAAAUUUGUAAUGGAUAAACCUGAUUUCUUAAGCAUCCCAUCGACAUUAAUGUAUAUAGAGGUAGAAUCGACCAUAAACCAAGACUUACUUAACACUAUACCCAUUAUCGGACAUUUGGAAAAAAGACAUCUGGCAUGGAAUAUUGACAAUAUAAUUAUUCCUCAAGAUGUGAACAGUUCUAUUCAAAUUGUUGCAAGAUAUUUAGAUGCGCAUGAUCUUGAUACAAUCAAUAAAGUUGACAUUGACCUUGAUGAUAAAAAACAGCUGAUUCCUGAGACACGCUGCCGACAACUGUUGCAGAAGUAUUUCUUUGAUAAUAUUACUCAAGAUAUCAUGACUUAUCGUUUUCUUGAAAUAUUUGUCAAUAUUCUUGCGGAUCAACUAAAGCGAAUGUCGUCCAGUACAUUUUUUCGUGUAGAUACAUUAGAGUGGAUUGCAGGAAACAGAACUACUUUACUUGUAUCUCUUUUGUCGAGUUUCAGGAGGAAUGAUAUCAAAAACAUCCGAAAGACGUUACUAGAAACGUUGAUAGAAGUAUCUAUGGAUAUUGCAACUCGUUCGGUGAAUUCCAAAAAGGAUCAGGUUAAAAAUCUAUCCAAUGAAAAGUACGAGGACUUGGUCAUCACAACCAUCAAACCUUGGGAGGAUUCAAAUCAUUUACUAGUAUUUUUCUUAUCACAAUCACCUGAUUCGAUUUGUGCGCUUUAUCGCGACAGAAAUAAAGUUCCAAAAAAUGUCAAAGAUUUAUUGCAAAGUCAACACUUUCCUGCAACAUCAAAUUUCGAAUUAGAUAGUUAUGAUAAUAUGUCUCCUGAAGAUAUCUUGAAGAUAUUGGAGUCUUUGGCACGAACAACACACGAAAGGCGUGAAUAUGCACAAAAUUCAUAUGUACUUUCUGCGGAUAAUCUUUUGAAAAUGGCAUUGAUUUUAUUGCGAUCAAGGGCAAAUGUGCCAGUAGUAAUUUGCGGUGAAGCAGGAUGCGGCAAGACGAGUCUCAUUCAGUUCCUUUCAGAUGUUGUCAAUGUUGAAUUUCGAAUCCUAAACCUGCAUGCUGGCGUAACUAAGCAACAAAUACUCAGCUUUUUAUUUGAGGCAGAAAUGCUUGCAGAGAAAAGUGAAAUAUGGCUGUUUUUUGAUGAAAUUAAUACAUGCAACCAUAUUGGCAUUCUCGCGGAUCUCAUCGCUCAUCGGUUACUUCUAGGAAAAAAAAUUCAUAGCAAUAUCAGACUUUUCGCAGCAUGUAAUCCUUAUCGUUUUCGUCAAAAAGCUGAUACACAAGCAGGACUUCGGAUAGAUAGAUAUGAAGAAAAGAGCCAUCUUGCCUAUCAAGUAAGACCGCUUCCUGAUCAGAUAUUAGACUAUGUUUGGGAUUAUGGUAUUUUAAAGCCUUCGGAUGAAAAGAUCUAUAUAAAUAUGUUGGUCAAAAAAUCUCAGGAAGGUUCGCUAAAAGCAGACUUAUUCACAGAACUUUUAACUGCGUCUCAAGAAUUUAUAAGAGAUCAUGAAGGAGUGCAUAGUGUUAGCUUGCGUGAUGUGAAAAGAGCAAUAAUCAUAUUUGAAUUUUGUUUCAAAAGUCUUAACGAGCGUCAAAAAAUAUCAGAAGAACAGAACGAUCUCAAACCUCAAAUUUUUUGCUUACGUAAUCGAUAUCGGGAUAAAAUGUGUGAAAUUUUUAAGAAAAUUGAAUGUGAGGUAGAAAUAAAUUCUGAAAUUUUUAUGAAGAUAGUCCAUGAAGAACAAAAAGAUUUUAUGAAACGUAUGACGAAACCGAAUAUGGUUGCUGAGAACUUUGCUCUCCUUGAGAAUGUACUUGUGAUUACUGUAUGCAUAUUAACUCGUAUUCCAUUAUUUAUCGUUGGUGCCCCUGGUGCGUCAAAAUCUCUGGCCGUUCGUCUAGUUAGUCAAAGUCUCCGUGGUAAAGAUUCUGAUGAUCCCUAUUUCAGAACUCUUCCUCAAGUAUAUUUAUUCCCUCAUCAAGGAUCAUCAUCUUCAACAUCAGACGGAAUUAUUAAAGUAUUUGAUAAAGCAAAGAAUUAUCAGAAAGGAAACUCGGAGGAGUUUCCAUUAAUCACUGUUGUUUUACUUGAUGAAAUCGGAUUAGCUGAAAAAAGUCCUCAUAAUCCAUUAAAAGUUUUACACUCUUUACUCGAACCAAAUUUUCCUGCAGGAUGUCCUGAAGUUGCUAUUAUUGGAAUAAGUAAUUGGAGACUUGAUAAUUCCAAGUCAAGCAGGGCUUUACUAGUACAAAGACCCAACCUUGAAAGAGAGGAUCUUAUUUACACAACAAAACUUUUACUGGGAAAGAGCACGGAAUCUCAAUUUAAGGCUUUAGCAGAAUCUUAUCUUGAAUAUAAAAGGGUUCAAUCUGUUAAUAACUUUCAUGGACUUCGAGAUUAUUAUUCAUUGGUUAAAAGCCUUGGUGGUGGUGAGCUUGCACCAAUAGCAUUAGCAAGAAACUUCGGUGGAACUAAUCAAAUUAAUGAGCUUUAUGAGACUCACUUUAAGAAAGUUAUAACAGCAUUUAAUUGUUCUGUUGAUGGUUUAAAUAAUUAUUCAAUUGAAGAUCUUAUUAAAGCCAACUUGAAAGAUAAAAAUGCGCGUCAUUUAAUGAUUAUUGGAAAAAGCAGUUCAAUUGUAGACAUCUUGACAUAUAAAUUAAAACAAUGGAAUAAAGAAUUUGUAGAUGAAGUUUCUAAAUCUGACGAUGAUUAUUUUGACUUGGAACCUGUUGUUAUUUAUGGUAGUCAAUUUCCUGACGAUUUUGAUGGCGAUUACCAGUAUAGUGUAUUAAGCCGUAUUAUGAUGUGUGUGGAAGCGGGAAUACCUUUAAUUUUGACAGAUCUUAAUACAAUAUAUGGAAGCCUUUAUGAUUUAUGGAAUCAAAAUUAUAUAGCUGUAGGAAAAGAAGGGGAUCAACCGUUUUAUACACGUGUUGCGUUAGGAGCUUAUUCGAAUCCUAUGGUCUGCGUUCAUAAAAAUUUUCGUUGUAUAUUAGUUCUUGACGAAAAGGACGUGAAUUACUCUGACCCACCAUUAUUAAAUCGAUUUGAAAAACAAAAAAUGGCUAUCAACGAGAUGAUAAUAGAUAAUGUCAUGAAAAGACUGUUAAAUGAACUUGCAAAAUGGUCGGAACAAAUAUCAACACUUUUAAAUUUAGAAGGUGAUACUACAAAUUUUAACGAGAAUGACAUUUUUAUUGGAUUUGAUAAGGAAGAAACAUUGCAAAGUUUAGUGAUUUGCAAUAGCAAUGAUUCAGAAUUAGAUUAUGCGAACAUUUUACGCAAGUGCAAAGAACAAUUGAUAGGUAUCGCCUUGCCGGAUGGAAUUGUACGCACAAAAAAUGCAAUGUUAAGUAGUGAAGAUAUAGAAUAUUGGCAUAAGGUUUACUUUCAACAAUAUCAUGAAGAUUUCCCUGGUUAUAUUAGAUCAUUGUUGAAAGAUGCUAAAAAAGCACAAGGUUUUAAUACAAUUGUUUACACAUUCUCGAAUAUUAACACGGAUAUUAAAUCUUGUUUGAAUAAUAUUCUAAAAUGUCAGGUUGAUAAACUCUCAACAUUUAAGAGUGAGGCUCAGUUUCGUUCCCGUGUUAAACAUUUCUGGUUAGAAUCUGAAGAUAACAUUCUAAUUUUACAAUGUGAUCUGGAUACAGCAAAUUCAGAAUGCAUUAAACUUGCAAAAUUCAUUAUAGAACAAUAUAAAAUUGAAUUUGUGAAAAGCAGAUACACUGUCAUGCAUAUUAAGCAUGUUUGUAUAAUUCUUCAUUUGAGAAAAGAAAAUACGACCUUUACAAUAUCACCAUUUAAUUUCAUGUGUGGAUGGGAUUUAUUUGCUAUAGAAACUUUAAUUCCCCAAGAAAAUUCACUUCUAGCUUAUUUAGAUGAGGAUUUGAUAACUGUUCUGGAAAUGACAUAUACAUUCGAAAAAGUUAUUGAUCAUGAGUUGUUAUGGUGUUUGCUUUGCAUAGAAUUUCCACCAUCUUACGAAUCAGCAGAUUAUAUUAGAACAUUUGAAUGGCUACAUGAUAACGAUAAACAAUUUAAAAAUUGGCAAUUAGAAGUCGCAGUAAACAAAAGAGAUUUAUAUCUAUAUUCAUCGUUUUCAAUCGCUUUACAAAUGUAUAUUCGUCAUCAGGUUAGAAAACCUGUAGCUCAACUCUUAUUUGCUUUAGAAAAAUUAUCAGGUCUUUUAAUCCUUGAUAGUGACAAUUUGUUUAAUGAAAAAAACAAGAGUGAUAAUGAGAAUUGUAAUGAAGAUAAUAGUUCUAAUUUAUUCGCUUUUUGGGAACCAAUUUUGAUGAAUACCAAGAUAGUUAACACCAAGAAUCUAAAGAUGCCUUAUAAGAUAAAGAACGAGUUUCCUGGUUUGAAACUUCCAUUUUCAAGAUAUUUUAUGGAACAGAUUAAUAAAUUUAAAAACAUAUAUCAGGAUGAUUUAAUGGCGUUACAGAGAAUCCCAGACAACAUUGAUGAAGAAACUGGUAAUAUCAAAUUACAUAUUAUUGAUGAUUGUAUUCAAAGAUUUUCUGAACACAUUAUUUCCGUGGUUCCUGUUCUAAAAUUACCACAAUUUAAAUUGCAAAAUGCGUAUUUUAAUGAUUUUGUGACUUUUAACUCGUAUGGAAAAACCGAUAAUAGUCAAAUAUUACGCCAAGUUAUAUCUUUUCAUAUGAAGCAAGAAGUACCAGAUCCUGUAAGGCUUCAUAUAUUUUGGUGGGACAAUGAAGAUUUAAUAUUAACUGAGUUGCAACUGGUCUUAUCAUUCCCAAGUAUUGUGGAAGAAAUCCUUAAUACCAAGCUUGAUGAAAACAGAGGAUUUAAUCUCGAGAAUUAUUUAUUAAACCGAGAAUCAGAUAUUAUGGUUAAUAAACUUUAUGAUAUUAUUGGCAAUAAUUGUAAGAAAAACAUCAAUGAACAUAAUUUGGAUGAAAAAAAGAAUGAAAGCAAUAAAGAGAAAAAUAGAUCUGGAAAACAUUCUAACGACAAUGAUGAGGAUGAUUCAACUAAACUUCAACAUUGGCAACGUGAUAUUGCAAAUCUUUUGCCAAUCUUUUAUAACUUACCAAAUUCACUUGAUAAUCCAUCAUUAAAUAUGCUUCGAGUAUACUAUGAUUUGUCUAAGUCAAUUCAUUUAGCACAACUGCUUCAAAUUAGACAAUAUAUAACCGACCCAUUUUCAAAACAAUCCAUUGACAUUGUUUUUGAAAUGUUCGAUCAAACAGAGGAAGCAGAAAUUAAUUUAUACUCAAGACGCUCUUUUAUUUCUAGAUGUUUGAAUGCAAUUUCGCUUGGGUCACCUGUCCGUUCUCAUCUUUAUAGAAAGAUAUUUUCCCAAAAACCUUUAACAUUUACAUUUCACACUAUUUACUUAAUUUUUGAAUCCGAAAAUAGGGCGCAAAAAGAAUCAUUGUUUUUUGAUCUUAUUAAUAGUUCAGAAGCGUUAAAAAAUACAAAGCGGCUUCAAGUUAUUGAAAAUGUCUUGUCUAAGCAAAAGGGUUCGGAAAUUGCAGCAUUAUGUUGUGAUGUCAUUCAGAUACAACUCUCAGCAAAAUAUCAAUUCAAAGAGCUGUCUGAAUACUUUCUAAAAGCAAUAGAUAUUUUGAUUAGCAACUCCAAAGCAUUACAGAAAAUUAUUGCAAUUGCUCUUUUGAAAGUAUUUGCAAACGAAUUUUGGAGUUGUACAGAAUCUAUUAAAAAUUUUUUGACCACUCCUAUAAAAUUCAAAUUUGCAAAUGACAAUAUUAAUAUUGAUGAUUUGAAUAAGCAUUUAAGAAUAGCACAUCCUUUGAUUUAUUCAUUCACAAUGUAUUUGCUCAAUUCAUUAUAUUUGAAAGGACUAACAACUUAUGAACUUAAACAAUUCUGUGAUGCACAACAAAAGACUCUACCGUGGGUCGGAAUUUUAAAAACAAAUUGUGAUAGUCGCCUUGGAUUUAACCCUUAUUGGUGCUUUGAACAAUUUAAGCAGAUUGAUAUUUUAUUUAAAACAAUUUCUGCUCGCAGCGAUGAAUCAUCAGUAAAUGAUAUACUUAAUAUGAUUACUAAAAACGAUGAUAUAAUUCAAAAGAUUUCAUUAGUCGGAGUAAUAGUAUCAAAAUUUUAUCUUAUUAGAGCAUCACGUGAAUUAAAUCCAGAUGAAAAUAUUUUAAUAGAAAAGAUUUCUAAGUGCUUACGAUCAGCUCAACUCCCGGAGAGUUAUAAAAUACAUCUUUUAAAUUUUAUGGCAAAUGAGCAUCAAUUAUACAAUCUAAGUCCAAAUGUUAAUAAUUCUGACGUGUUUAUUUCUUCAGUCGUUGCACAUGUUGUGGCAUUGCAUAUUUCAAGUGCUGUUGAUACUUCUCCUUUAACUGCAUAUAUGCAAACAUUAUAUGAUUACAAAGAUACUUAUAUAUUGACUUGUCCAUCAGAUGAAAUGGCCUUAGUAACAAAUGUCAUAAUCAAAAAUGAUUCUGGAACAAGAAGAUAUCAAUGUGAAUGUGGAAAUGUUUACUUUAUUGGCGACUGUGGAAAUCCAUUUCAAAUUGGUGAAUGUAAUCAAUGUAAAAACAAGAUUGGUGGUUCAUUUCAUAUAUUACGAGACAGGAAUAACAGUAUAGAUAAAUAUAAAAUAAAACAACCUAUUGCUGUAAAUGAUAAACAAGGCUACAUUAUUGAAGAUAUAUUUGAUACGUAUCAUAGUGUUAGAACUUUGCAGCCGGCUUCUUAUAGAAUUCUUCAUUUGUUCUUACAUAUAAUUAUUGGUGUCCAGGCAUAUUUACCAACUACUGCUGCUUUUAUUAAUAAUCAGGAUUGCAAUAUUGCUCAAUACUGCAAGAAACACAUUGAAAAUGACUGGGAGGCAUUAAAAAGCAUCUUUAACUGCGAAAAUGAAACUUUGGCAUUAUUUAUUCAUGCUACACUUUUAGACAUGACACAAGAAUCUUCGCAAAAUGUAGAAAAGUUUACAUUACCAGCCCAAAGAGAUAACUGGGAAAAAUAUUUCAGUCAACGAUAUGUUUUACCAAGCAUCAAAAAUUUUGUAGGAACUGUAAAUAAUUUUCGAAUAAAAUUGGAUGAGAAUACAAAAAAUUCACUUGAAAUUAAUGAGACUAUGAAAAUCACUGAUCAGUACAAUGAGAAAUAUUUACCUCUAUUAUGGCGAUUAAUCACAAAACCAAAUUUGGACAAUUUUAGAUCUUACUAUAUGUCUGAUACUAAAAAUAAAGAAUUAUUCCCACUAUUAAACAUAUUCUUGAAGCAUGAAAAAUAUUUGAAUCUAAUUCAGCAUCUUUUACCAAUUGUAAAAUUUAUACAAAUACUGUCUUCAAGUCUUUCCUACAAUAUUGAUAGACAGAAGGCACGUCAAUUAACUUUUCAGCAAUUUAUAGAAAAUGAAAGUGAAGAUGACAAUACUGGAAAAAUUAAAGAGUUUUUAAAUGCAGCAUUUAAUAACUUUGCAAAUUCGUGGAACUGUUUAAUUCCACAUAUCAAACGAUAUCGAUGUGAAAACUUAUCACAGCAAAUGCCUAAAAUGCAUAAUAAAAUUCCAAUAGUUUAUGGAUUAUAUGUACAUGAACCAACUGAUGAAUCUUCAUAUAUAUGCGCAACAAUAGAAUUCUUGGUUCAAUCGCAAAACAAUUUUCUACACGAUAUUAUAGAAAUUCCUUCUAGAGCUUGCCAAUCACUGAAAUUUGCUGAAAAACCAGAUGCACAAACAAACGAACAAGAAUAUCAUUUACCAUCUGUUUAUCUUGAGGAUGCAAAGUCGGAACAAAUAAUUAAUUAUGAUAUUUGUGAAAUCUUUUUAUAUUGUCAACAUGAUCUUAGACUAGGGCAUGGGCGAGAAAUUUAUUAUGACCUAUUCAAAAUCGAAGCGGAAUUAGCUAUAAAAUUGGUUUAUGGAAAGAAGUUGAUUGAAACUAAUAAAGAUCAAAUAUAUUUAAAUGCAUUUAUGUAUCAUAAAGAAUUAUUUAGUAGGUCUGUGACAAUAUUAAAAGAAAUUAAAGCUUUAGUGCAUCAGGAGCCAAUUCCCGUUAACAAUAAACCAGAAAUAUUAACAAACCAAAUGGAAUUACUUUCAAUUCUAGAAAUAGUUAUUUGCUUUUUAAAGCAAGCAUCUGGAGGAGAUUGUGAUACUUUGAUUAGCGAUUAUAUAGCAAAGUGGAUGAAACUAAGCGUGAUCAAAAAAAAUUUUAGUUAUGAAUUUUUAAUAAAAACAGGAUUGCAACUUAAACAUAUUGUGGAAUUGUAUGAAUUAGUUGAAGAGCAUGUGGCAGAUAUAAUUGUUAAUUGUAUACCUUUGAAAUAUCAAGCUAAAUUAAAUGAAUCUUUAAAGCAAGUUAUUAUAGAAACAAUAGAUUUCAAAACAAAAAUUUCGCCAGGAUCUACAAAAAUUCCUGCAAAGGCAUUUAUGACUGCUUUGAAAAGAUUUAUCAUAAGAUAUUUAUUAAAUAAUAGUGAAGCCAUCCAAGAAAACUUUUCUCUUUCUUUAUAUCUUGGAGAUGAUGAUUUUUUAGGAUGUUGGCCUAAUUACGUUUCUAUGGAUAUUAUACAAACUAAAUUUCCAACUACUUUAUUAACUUCUCAUAUAUAUAAUAUCUAUCAGUUGUUGAAGAGAAAAAUAUUCCAAGAUCAAAAAAAUCAAACAAUAAAUGAUUAA